Molecule: messenger RNA, 5201 nt
Organism: Periophthalmus magnuspinnatus
Lineage: Eukaryota; Metazoa; Chordata; Actinopteri; Gobiiformes; Gobiidae
Gene: wbp1lb
Product: WW domain binding protein 1-like b
Exons: 4
Coding region: 2262-3350 (362 amino acids)
Source: RefSeq, a predicted model, not a curated record
UUUGAGAUAAAAUGAGGCAAUUUGACAUGGUGUAAAGUGUGUCUGUCAGCUGUUGAAAGUUGAUACAUGUCCUAAGAGGGCAUUAAUGUUUGCAACAAACACGUCAGCAGGAUUUCAUUCCCUAUAACCUGCCUAUGAGUGCGUCCCUUUGUUGCAUAGCGUUAUAAUAAAUAAGGGGUCAGUGAUGGCUCAGUUAAGACUAUAAAUUAAACAUAAAUUGACGACAUUUAGCUCCAGCAGCAGCAUACUGAGGGCAAAGGGGUUAUGAACUUGUCCCAUUGUCUUUGCGUUUCAACAGCUUCUCAUUAUUGGGUUGAUUAUUUUCUAAUACAGCAAUCAUUUCUGGGAAGGUAACUGAAUCUGCCUUUAAUCCUUUAUAUGAGGAGAAGUGGAUUGGUUUUCACUGUCAUCUUGGAUAGACAAAGCAGAAUGUAGUUGGAUGAGAUUCUUUGGUCGGUAUGGGCUGUGCAUAAUGGAGAAGUUACAGAUACGAUGCAUAACUCAAUACACAAGCCACAAUAUGAUACAUAUCUCAAUACAAUGCACUUUCAAUUCAUUACAAUUCAAUACAAAAUAUUUUGCAUUGAUUUGAUACAGGCCAGUCAAAAUUAAAGGCUAUCAGCCCCAUUUUCACAAAAAACAAGAAAACGUUACUAACGCAUGUUACUAACUAGAAGAAUAUAUCAAACUGUUACAUUGGCCUUUGUAUUCAUCCAUAGUGUAUACAACCUCCAUAUUUAGUUGUAGAAAGGGAGAUAUGCUCUAAAGGCUCACACAUAACUACUAAAUCAUGUGACACUAAGUCUUUGUUAAACCACUACCUGCAAAGUUAAUAUGAAAUGCACCCAUUGUAAUAAUCAAAAUGGUGAAUAUGAAUAUAUUACUUCAUCUAAACAAGGAAUAAACAUACUCUUGGUGAUAUAUCGAUACAGCAACCCACAAUAUCAAUACUGUAUCAUCAAAUUAACCAAUGCAAUAUAUAUUAAUAUUUAGAUUUUUUGCACAUCACUAUUGGUCGGCCAUUGCCAAAUCCUUAGAACGUCCACAUAAUGUAGUCUAUGGCCUUUCUUGCAUCUGAUUUUUUAAAUCUAGAAUUUACUUUGCCAUUAAUCUAUGUAGAAAGUGGUCUGCAGGUCUAAUGGAGAAGGGAUUUAAACAUGGGCCAAACUGACUAAAAACUAAACUAAAAUCAGUCUAAAGCUAUGGCCUUUCCAGGACUAAACCAGUGGUACAGUUGGACUGAACCAUCACAUAGUCAACACCAGAAAAACAGCCUUUAUCCUUCCACCGCAAUGAUUAAUCAGAAUAAUUGUGCCUAGACUAUUAAAAUGUAAACUUAUUUUGAUAAAUCUCAUUGUCUGGACUAUACAGACUCUAAAACUCAUGCCAUAAGAUGAGUGGCUUUAUUUACUCAAAAUGUCUAAAAAUAAACAAUUUCAAUCAAUAAUACACUUAAUGUGAAUAUUCUAUAUCUGAAAACCUUCAUUUGGUUAAAGAUUUUUGUUUUUAUCUCAAUGUGCUAUAGACAUAAUUGUCUGACUAGAGAACUACUAACGUAAUUGUUAGCUGCAGCUCUACUUAAACCACAUCAAAACAAAGACAAAACCACUACUAAACGAGGUGACCAGGAUUUCACCUGGACUAAACCAGAUCUGAAAUGUUUCAGUAAAGAUGGAGGAGUCAUCCUUCAAGUCCUUUCCUCUCCUGUGCUAUCUUAAUGCUGAGAUGACUGAAGAGCCAAAAAAGAUAGAUGUUUAUCUGUAUCACAUUGCAAGAUGGGGUCAACCAAAAUAGGGGACAGAGGAGACGGUCAACCUCAAAACAACUUGUUCAGAAAGGAGAUACUUUUACAGUUUUUGAUGACCACAAUGAUACAUGCUGAUCUGACUACUUCCUGUGCUGAGUAAUAGUCCUUGUGUGUGUACUAUCAGUGUUCCUAGCAGUCCUCCUACGGUUGCAUGUUUCUUUGUGUGUUGUGGCCAUCCCGCUAGGAGCCCUGUCUCUAUCUCACUACACUGCUGCUUUGGAAAUUUCCGUAGAGCAGUCCUCUGUUUGGGCCGUGGUUUGGGAGAGGGGUGAGGAUGUGGAGGGCUGUAUUUGUGUGUGUGUGUAUAUGGUGAAUCUAGAGAGGGGGGGGGGGGGGGCAGUACUAGAAGUAGUAGGGAGUUGACUUGUUUAGGAGCAGUGAGACUUUCUCUUUGGUGGGAUAAUGACCCACGCGGUGCAGGGAUUUGUCUGGGACUGUUGGACCUGGGAUCGUCAUGCCUUUCAGCCUGGGACCUACGCUGAGUCUGCUGCAGUGUGAAGGGGCGAACAAUCAGAGCUACACCUGUGAGUCAGGCCACUGCUGUGGGGAGUCCCAGUGCUGCAGCUACUAUUAUGAACUGUGGUGGUUCUGGUUGGUGUGGGCUAUUAUAUUCAUUCUGAGUUGUUGCUGCGUCUGUCACCAUCGGCGCACCAAACACAGACUCCAGCAGCAGCAGCGGCAGCAUGAGAUCAACCUCAUCGCCUAUCGAGAAGCACACAACUACCCGUCUGUGCCCUUCUAUUUCAGGUUUUUGCCAAACUACCUCCUACCUGACUAUGAAGAGGUGGUCAAUAGGCCACCGACUCCUCCUCCUCCGUACAGUGCCUUACACACAGGGCCCACUACAACAGUGACCAGCCCUCUGGCCUCAGAGCAGACAGAGGGACGCUCCGCUAGCAGCAUAUCUACCCCUCUGGCCUCAGUGUCCGACAGCCUGUGCUGCCGGCCCAGCGUAGAAGAGCCGCAGACCCCUACUUUAGCCUUUAGACCCAAACCUGACGACAAGCCGGUCCAGACAGGGCCAGAGUCUGACGUGAUCCUCAUGUCAGAUGGGAGUAGUGAGAACCAGGAAAAACUCAGUGACAGUGGGGACAGCUCAUGCAAGGACGCACUGCUCAAAGAUCUGUCUGAGAACAGUGCAGAGGACAAAGAGCGCCUCCCCAAUGGGCGGAGGAGGCGCUUCACGGGCGACUCUGGGAUUGAGGUGUGCGUGUGUGGCACUAGAGGGAGCGGGGGGUGCAGCGGGGCGGGCGUGGUGGGCCAGGAGCAGGAGGGCAAGGAACUGAGGGAGCUGGAAAGCCUUUUGGGCCCAGAUGAAGAGGAGGAGGAGGGAGGAGAUUUCUGUGACAGCUGUGGGCAUCGUGCCUCCUUCACUGUAGAAGAGGAUCAGGCUCCGGGAGCAGACAGGAGGCCAUCCCGAGGCCCACCGAGUCCGGCUCAGCCUAAUCACCUCAUAGGUAGUCCACCCGUGUGCCUGCUCCUCCACACGAUUAGUGAGCAGGAGGGCAGCCACCACAGCCCCAGCACAGAGCCUCAGGGCUGAGACAACUCACCAGCAUGUCAGGAGCACUACAGGCCUACAUUUGGUUUUCUCAAUCUUCUGACUUUAAUGAAUGUGUGGACACUUGUGGAAGAUGCCGUCUUCAGAUAAAAGGACUGCUCUCCCAGUGUGAACAACAGUGGCCUUCACCUGUGCGGGCUCAUCUUUGGAUGCUGUAGCCUUUUAGCAGCCUGCAUCCAUCCAGACUUUCAACAUUGCACAAAUGCGGUACACAUGGCUCCACGUCUUCUCCAUGCAACAUAAGCUACUGACAGAGAUGUAAACACUUGAUAUAAUGUUUUGAAGGGGCAUUACCAAGCAGUUUGCGAGCCAUUGGAUGGGGGAAACUACUGUAGGUUACAGUUUGGUUGUGUGCAAUGUAUGUGAUUAUGCAAGCCCAAUACUGUAAUGGGACAAAAGUAGUAGUUUCAUCUUUCACAAGUGCUUUUAGGCAAUAACUGUUUGUCUGCCUUUCAUUUUUUGCUGUCUAUUUGAUCUCUUAGUAAUAGGAGCAAUAGUGUAUUACAAUCAUUUUCUAAUUUGCACAGUAUAUUAACUAUUUCUGGAGAAGUUGUCAGUAAGUAAAUCAAUAUACUUAAUUUCAAGUCUUACUUUAUAUUGAGUUGAUUUUUCUGUAGGGGUUUGUUCCUUUGUUAGGACAAGUGUGGGUGAAAAGUAGUGAUUCUUUUGUAAGAUUUGUAUACGAUUCUAUUUAAGUCACUAACAAUUGUGUGUUGAAUGUGUCUUGUGGCAGUAAAGAAAAUCGGUACCAAAACCUUUUCUUUUCUUUUUUUUUUUUUCUACUGACAUGGCAACCUGGCUUGGACCUCUUUUUCUCUUUUUCACCAUGUAUUUGGUAUUGGCCAUGUAUAAAUUCCAAUUCAUUAUAGUAAGCAUAUUUAGCAUGUCUCAUUUGAGCAUUUUCCUUAAAUUGCAGCACUGUUAUUGGAGUUUUUCAUUUGUCCCAUUGCCUUGUUUAGUACAGAAAGAAUGCGACUUCACUUAGUGACAAAAAGUAUGUAUCAUUAUUAGGUUAUAUACUGAAAAUUGACAACAUAUUUAAAACGAUGCAUUUAUUUGUGCACUAUAACAUCCCAUGUUUUUUGCUAGAGGUGGGUCUAUUUGAAUGUUCUCAAUUCAUCUCUUCCAAACGUGUUCAUCAGCUGUCAUGAAUGUAACAAAUGAACCACAGUUUAUAUAAUAAGAGCACAAAUCAGUUGGUUAAAUGAUCCAGCUUUUAUCUAUGUAAAGAUCCAAAGUUUCACUCCACUGUUCUCCCCCAAAGCCCUCAGACCUGCUGUCAUUCUUGUACAGUAGUCGCCCUUUUGACAGAAUAGGCUCGUACUUAAUAUUCAAGCUUUAAUAACUAAAGCUUGAAUCUUUUGAGUCUGGCUCUCAAAAGUGCUUUAAUAUUUAGAAAUAUUUUUAAUAUUUUGGUUUAUGGUACAUGUAGUACAAAGAAGAGCUAUUUUUCAUAUCUGCCUACAAUGUAACUGUUGAAAUGAUAAAACCACUGUUUAUUUAAAUUUGUUUAGACUUUGUAAACUACACAUUUGCUUUCAUAAUCGUUGAAUCAUUAGCUUUAAUGUUAUGGAUGUUUUUGUUCAAUGUGGGUCAGAUUUUCCUCCUGAGAAAGGCCCAACUUGCAUUGAGGAGUUUUGUAAAGCCGUAGAGGGCGUAUGAAUGACUAACAUAAAAGAUGCAGUUUUUGUUCACCAAAUCAGGGGCGUCCUGCCAAAGACUCUGUUUUUCAUCAGUCCGAGGUGGUUUUGCACAUCUUUGAAUGUUCAAAUAACAUAAGCCAUUUAUGACACCAUCAAACGUUGUUUGUUCAAUAAAAAAAAAAAAACUAAA